AUGUUCGUGAAGUUCGUCGCACUCCUCGCUUUGAUGGCGGUCGCCAACGCCAGCGACCUGUCCAGCUUCGCGUACAGCGUGGCGGACCCCUACACCGGUGACUUCAAGCACCAGAUCGAGAACCGCGUGGACAACAACGUUGCUGGCCAGUACUCUCUGCUGGAGUCUGACGGCACCCGCCGGACUGUAGACUACGCCGCUGGUGCUAAUGGCUUCAACGCUGUCGUACGCAAGGACCCCGCUCUCAUCGCCGCCGCUCCCGCCAUCUCCUACGCCGCUCCCGCCAUCUCUUACGCCGCUCCUGCUAUCGCUGCUCCUAUCUCUUACGCCUCUCCCUACGGUUUCGCCAAGUUCGGAGCUAUCAGCUACGGAUCCCACUACCCCUACGGCCGCUACUUGUACUAA
Spodoptera littoralis (African cotton leafworm) is the source of this 405-nucleotide messenger RNA. Lineage: Eukaryota; Metazoa; Arthropoda; Insecta; Lepidoptera; Noctuidae. The record is from the annotation of a GenBank genome assembly.